Molecule: messenger RNA, 927 nt
Organism: Pteropus alecto (black flying fox)
Lineage: Eukaryota; Metazoa; Chordata; Mammalia; Chiroptera; Pteropodidae
Gene: LSM1
Product: LSM1 homolog, mRNA degradation associated
Exons: 4
Coding region: 184-585 (133 amino acids)
Biological process (GO): deadenylation-dependent decapping of nuclear-transcribed mRNA
Cellular component (GO): Lsm1-7-Pat1 complex; P-body
Molecular function (GO): RNA cap binding
Source: RefSeq, a predicted model, not a curated record
GGGUGGAGAUAAUAUGGAGGAGUUUCCGGCAGGCCCCGGCGGCUGAAAGCCGGGGCAGGAUUCCUGGUCCUUGCUCGGGUUCCUGUCUCGGUCCCGAGGAGGCGGCGGGUACGUUAGGAGGGAGGAGGUGUUGGACGCGCUGGCGCACCCUCACUACACAUUGCAGCCUUAUCUCAGCUCAAAAUGAAUUAUAUGCCUGGCACCGCCAGUCUCAUCGAGGACAUUGACAAAAAGCACUUGGUCCUGCUUCGAGAUGGAAGGACGCUUAUAGGCUUUUUGAGAAGCAUUGAUCAAUUUGCUAAUUUAGUGCUACAUCAGACUGUGGAGCGUAUUCACGUGGGCAAAAAAUACGGUGAUAUUCCUCGAGGGAUUUUUGUGGUCAGAGGCGAAAAUGUGGUCCUACUAGGAGAAAUAGACUUGGAAAAGGAAAGUGACACACCCCUCCAGCAAGUGUCUAUUGAAGAAAUACUAGAAGAACAAAGGGUAGAACAGCAGACCAAGCUGGAAGCCGAGAAGCUGAAGGUUCAGGCUCUUAAGGAUCGAGGUCUCUCCAUUCCUCGAGCAGACACUCUUGAUGAGUAUUAAGUCUUCUGCUCAGAGGCUACUUCUUUUGGGGAACAGGGGCUAUCACUGAAUGAAUGUGGUAUUCUAGCCACUUCACACAUUUAACUAGAGACUGGAGAAUUUUGAAAAGACAUUUUUCUUUUGAAUUCUUUCACAUAUAUACAACAUGAAGAAAUCAUGUGGCUUUUUUUUUCUAUUUAAUAACAAAGUCAUUAUUUAAAAGAACAGUGGGAUGGACUCCUUUCACCAAUCACUGUGGAGCCAGCAACUACUUCUUUAUAUUGCUCUUCUCAGCCCAAAUUAGAGUUUACAAGGGACAUUCUUUAUUUGCUUGUAAAUAAAAUAUGAAUCUCAAAAUUGUCA